Sphaeramia orbicularis (orbiculate cardinalfish) is the source of this 2964-nucleotide messenger RNA. RefSeq names its product leucine-rich repeat-containing protein 24-like. The transcript has 8 exons. The coding region runs from base 399 to 2291 and encodes 630 amino acids. The record is from RefSeq and is a predicted model, not a curated record. Gene Ontology annotation, molecular function: protein binding. NCBI's taxonomy places the organism in Eukaryota, Metazoa, Chordata, Actinopteri, Kurtiformes, Apogonidae.
UUGGAGCCGCGUGCGUAAAUUGGAAGAGGUUGGUUUGGUAAACAGGAGUAAGUGCACAUCUGGAUGCUGGGACUGACCGAGGACACCUGACCCGAGUCACAGGGGUCGGAACCGGGGGCCCAGGGGCUCCGGGCUGCUGCGGGAACGCUCCGUCCGGCUGAUGUUCCGCCGCUCAUCGCUUUAUCCCCCCACCAUCCAUCCAGCUGGCAUCCUUUCUUCUGUUUCCGAAGGAUGCGACGGGCCCGCGGUGAUGUGCACACUGUGGACACAUCUGGAGGUUUAGCUGAAAUCUGAGACAUUUUGCAUCCCCUCACUUCGGAGGAAUAAGAAGGCGUCGUACGGAGCGGGCAUCCCUCUGCUCCUCCAUCCUUCAUCUGCGAGUCGUCUCUGCUGGUGCAAUGGCUGUGUUGUCAGUUUUCCUCUCCAUGCUCCUCCUGUCCUUCCACACUCUGGGUCGAGGAUCACCAUCCUGUCCUGUGAGCUGUCGCUGCUACAGCCUCACUGUAGAGUGUGGAUCCACUGGCCUGAGAGACAUCCCAAAACACAUCCCUCCAUCCACCCAGACCAUCUUCCUCCAGGACAAUGUAAUUGGUCAGAUCCGUCGCCAGGACCUCACUUUGCUGAAGCAUCUACACUACCUUUACUUGCAGAAUAACACCAUCUCAGCAGUGGAACCUGGAUCUUUCCAGAACCAGGGUCAACUGUUGGAGCUGGCUCUGAACGGGAACCGGAUCCACUUGGUCACAGCUGACAUGUUUCAGGGACUCGAGCAUCUGCGCAUCCUUUACCUGGCAGGAAAUGACAUCACACGCCUGAUGGACUACACCUUCCGUGGCUUACAGCGUUUACAGGAGUUGCAUUUGCAGCACAACAGUAUAGAGAUGUUGGCAGACCAGGCUCUGGUUGGUCUGACCUCUCUGGCUCUGCUGGAUCUGAGCAGAAACAAUCUUCACACUAUUGGUCCAGCCUCAUUGCGACCGCUAGUCAGUCUGCAAGUGCUACGUAUCACAGAUAACCCGUGGCGUUGUGACUGCGCUCUGCACUGGCUGAGAAGCUGGAUUGAUGAGGAGGGCCAGCGUCUGCUCAGCUCAGCAGAGCGUCGACUGGUGUGCACUGAGCCGCCACGCCUGUCUCACCUCAGUCUGGUGGAGGUCCCCCUUAACAGUCUGGUGUGUAUCCCUCCACUGGUGCAGCUGGAGCCCAGGAGACUCGCUGUACGCCUGGGAGAAAGCCUGAGGGUGUCGUGCCAUGCCUCUGGUUACCCACGACCACAGGUGACCUGGAGGAAAGCGUCCCAGGGUAAAGUGGUGCUGUCUCCCAGAGGCCUGGUUCAGGAGCUGGGUGCUGGGGGAGGUGGCGUCGCAGGGUCAGAGGAGCCCUCAGAGGAAGGCAGAGUGAGUUUGCAGAAGACCGACAGCGAGCGCUUCGACCCUGACACCGGCAGCGGGAUGCUGUUCCUCAGUAAUGUGACGGUGGCACAUGCAGGCUUCUAUGAAUGCGAAGCCUGGAAUGCAGGAGGUGUAGCCAGGGUGACCUUUCAGCUCGCCAUCAACUCAACUACAUCCUCGUCUUCCUCCCCCUCCAUCUGGGCCUCGUGGUCACAGGUGUCCUCUCCGUAUUCCCCCACUUGGCCACGGCUGAGGAGUUAUGGUCCUUCUGUUGGUUCUGACGUGAGCCGGGAGCCUCUGUAUGCUCUAGGCAGCAUGGCUUUCAGCGCUUUGGGAGCUGCCACUCAGACCGCCAUCGCUGUAGGAAUCUCCCUCCUGGCUCUGACUGCUCUGCUCUUGGUCGCCAUGAUCUACAGUCGGCAUCAACAACAAGAUAAAGAGACUGAUGGAGCUGAGAAGGAAGAAAGCAUCCUAUACGUCAAUGACUACUCUGACGGCCCGACCACCUUUGCCCAGCUGGAGGAGUACCGUGACGAACGGGGCCACGAGAUGUACGUCCUCAACAGGGCCAAGCCUGUGCUGCCUCCUGCUCUGCCUACAUCUGUCUCCACCACUAACCUGAGCUGCCCUGCUCCAUCUGAAACCUCCAGUCACACCCUCUCCUCGGGGCAGGGCCAGACCAUGAGUCCAAGUCUGGCCCCCAACAAACAGCAGCAGCAGCAGCAGCAGCAACAGCAACAGCAGCAACAGCAACAGCAGGAGGGCGAUAUACGGACCAUGAGGAGAAUGGCAGGGGAGGGAGGGGAGGCGGAGCCUGUGAUGACAUCGGAGGCUGAAGGCAUGUUUCUUAACCACACAGGCCUGUUCAUUGACUCUCAGAUCGCCUACGAGAUCCAUUGCUGAGGAGAUGAGAGGGCUCCUCCAGCAUGAAGCAUUUGUGUGUCAUCUACUAUACAGCCUGUUACAUUAUAUCCCAAGAAAAUGACAAACUCAGUCAUUUAAUUACUUCAGGCUUUUAAAAAGAACAUAACAGGACCUUUUACACCAAAAAAUCAGUGGUGAGGCCAAUCAAUGUGUGAUGAUGCCAUAACCAAAUAUAUGUCAGUGGUAACCAGGCUGAUGGGUAGACGGCCACUGAAUGGCCUUAUACUCAGAGACAUCUGGACUCAGGCAUAAACUGAGCAACACACAACUGAACUGAACUGUACAUGAAAGUCAUGGUCAGUAUUUCUCAUAAAUACUGUCAUAUUGGAAACAUUUUACUGUCUUCAUGUUAAUAUCUAUCCUCUCAAGAAGUGGUUGUUUGCAGACAGUGAAAAAAGGGAAACCCAGAAAUCUUCCAGUUUAUGAGCAUGUAAGAAUAUUUAUGUAUUUUUAAGGUAAUUCUCAUUAAUGUCUGGACAUGUUUUAAAUGAAUCUUGUUGGCUAUUGAGCAUCUGGGGACAGUAUAGUGUAAUGUUACAGCAACAGCUGAAUUUUGUAAUUGUUUAAACGUGGGGGACAUUAUUCAUUGUUGUGGAUGAAGGGUCUUGAAAGAAGACUAUUUUUCAUCACUAUCAUGUAUCGUAUUGAUCAG